CUUAGAAGCUCCUAUUCUGAGACUCAAGGCAGCUGGGUCUCUGGCCCAACACGCCACACACGUGCACACCCUAACACAGCCCUCCUAAAUGUUUAUGAACUCGACGUAGCUCCAACAUCUGGGCAGCACCUGAAGCGGUUUAACGGCUCACUUAGUCUCUUGUCCCAGGGAGAUAUUUCUAACAGCAGCUAUGUGAAGACGCCAUUGAUUUCUGGCCACCUGCACACUAGCCAGGUUGUUCCUGUCAACCCCUCUGGUAUGCCCCGGUUCUCCAGCCAGCCAGCAGCAGCCAGCAUACGCCUGGGAGACAGCCAGGUUCUGGCCUGCGAUGUCAACCCAGACCUGGUGCCUUUAGCCCGGUGGGAGCGUGAGCGUGAGCCCCUGGAGCUGAGCUCUAGGCUGGUGCAGCUACCCAACGGAGCCCUGGUGGUGAGCAACGCUUCGGAGGCCGACGCUGGGCUCUACCGCUGCAUGGUGGAGAACGCUGGGCCCGCCAAGACCAGUGAAGAGGCCCAGCUCACAAUACUGCCAGAAACCGGAGAGGAGAGAGAACUGGAGUUCCUGGUAGAGCCACUUCCUGUGACCAAAGUGGUGGGGGCCAGUUUGCUGCUGCCGUGUGUGGUGACGGGUUAUCCAACACCCUACGUCCGAUGGAUGGUGGGAGACAAGCUUGUUGAGGAGAGUGAGGGGAAGUUGGAGUUGGUGGGAGGAGGCAGUCUGUUGAUCUACAACCUGACUGAGGAGGAUGCAGGCGUCUACAGCUGUAUGGCAGACAUCACUAACAACACUAUCGAGGCCAAGGCAGAGCUCACUGUACAAGUUCCUCCAGAGUUCCUGAAGAGGCCGGCCAACAUCUACGCCCACGAGUCCAUGGACAUCAUGUUUCAGUGUGAGGUCACAGGUUCCCCCGCCCCCACCGUCAAAUGGGUCAAAAACGGAGACGCUGUCAUUCCCAGCGACUACUUCAAAAUCAUUAAUGACCACAACCUGCAGGUGCUGGGUCUGGUCAAGUCUGACGAGGGCUUCUACCAGUGUCUGGCAGAGAACGAUGCAGGGAACAUGCAGUCCAGCGCUCAGCUCAUCAUCCUAGAGCACGGCUCCAGAGGUGUGGCUCACCCCACUGCCCCACCCCUCCGCCCCCGUGACGUCGUGGCCUCGCUGGUCUCCACCCGCUUCAUCAAGCUCACCUGGCGCCCUCCUGCUGAGCCCAACGGAGACGACCUCACCUACUCUGUCUACUUCAAUCAGGAGGGUACCAACAGGGAGCGUAUCCUGAACACCAGUCGGCCAGGUGAGAUGCAGGUCACCAUUCAGAACCUGAUGCCCGACUCCAAGUACAAGUUCCGGGUGGUGGCACACAACAAGAACGGCCUGGGAGAGAGCUCUGCCGUCCUCAAGGUGGCCACCCAGGGUGAAGUGCAAGUUCCUGGCCCCGCCCCCAACCUGCAGGCUGUGUCGACCACACCCACCUCCGUCACCCUCAGUUGGGACACGCCCCUCACUGGUAACGGAGACGUCCUCACCUACAAGGUCUACUAUAUGGAGAAGGGUCUGGACCUGGAACAGGACAUAGACGCUGGAGCUCUGUCCUACACCUUGAUGGGUCUGAAGAAGUUCACAGAGUACAGCAUUCGAGUGGUGGCCUUCAACAAGCACGGUCCGGGAGUGUCCACAGGAGACAUCACCGUCACCACCCUGUCUGAUGUCCCCAGUGCCCCUCCUCAAAACCUCACUGUGGAAGUUCACAACUCAAAGAGCAUCAUGGUCCGAUGGCAGCCCCCACCACCAGGCGCCCAGAACGGCGAGAUUACUGGGUAUAAGAUCCGUUACCGGAAAGGAACGCGGAAGAGCGAGGCGGCAGAAACCACGGGAGGCACCCAGCUAUUCCAACUCAUCGACGGUCUGGAGCGGGGGACAGAGUACACGUUCAGAGUAUCAGCCAUCACAGUGAACGGCUCCGGGCCCGCCACAGAGUGGAGCACCGCAGAGACCUUCGAGAGCGACCUGGACGAGUCCAGGGUGCCAGACAUCCCCAGCUCGCUACAUGUGCGCCCGCUGGUCAACAGCAUCGUGGUGAGCUGGACGCCGCCGGAGAACCAGGACAUGGUGGUACGAGGCUACACCAUCGGCUACGGCAUCGGCAGCCCCCACGCCCAGACCAUCAAGGUGGACUACAAGCAGCGCUACUACAGCAUUGAGAACCUAGACCCCAGCUCUCACUAUGUGAUAACCCUGAAGGCCUUCAACAACGUGGGGGAGGGGAUCCCUGUAUACGAGAGCGCCAUCACCAGGCCACAGUCAGACCCCAUAGACCCUGAUGUUGAUGUGUAUGAACUCUUCCAUGCGCCAUACACACCAGUACCAGACCCCACCCCCAUGCUACCUCCCGUGGGCGUACAGGCCUCGGUGCUCAGCCACGACACCAUCAAGGUGACCUGGGCCGACAACUCUCUGCCCAAGAACCAGAAGAUCACGGACGCACGCUACUACACGGUGCGCUGGAAGACCAACAUCCCCGCCAACACCAAGCUCAAGGUACGGUCACGGGGACGCAGCAGCAUGGCCCGCAGGGCCCCGUUCAAAACAACACAGCUUUAUUAUUCCCUCACGGUUCAUUUUAAAGUAGAAGGUGUCAUCAGAGCACAGCAUAGUAUAUGUAUAUGUUCAGCUAUCCCACGAGCAGCGUGAUGAAUCAAUGUGAAGUAAUCCCACCCACUAAUUACAUGAGGUUCAAACGUCUCUCAGUCCUUCCCAUCUACAUGCCACAGUCCUUCCCCAUCUACAUGCCACAGUCCUUCCCAUCUACAUGCCACAGUCCUUCCCCAUCUACAUGCCACAGUCCUUCCCAUCUACAUGCCACAGUCCUUCCCCAUCUACAUGCCACAGUCCUUCCCCAUCUACAUGCCACAGUCCUUCCCCAUCUACAUGCCACAGUCCUUCCCCAUCUACAUGCCACAGUCCUUCCCAUCUACAUGCCACAGUCCUUCCCAUCUACAUGCCACAGUCCUUCCCCAUCUACAUGCCACAGGCCUUCCCCAUCUACAUGCCACAGUCCUUCCCCAUCUACAUACCACAGUCCUUCCCCAUCUA
This is a messenger RNA of Oncorhynchus gorbuscha (pink salmon), 3090 nucleotides long. RefSeq names its product neogenin-like. Gene Ontology annotation, biological process: cell-cell adhesion. The record is from RefSeq and is a predicted model, not a curated record. NCBI's taxonomy places the organism in Eukaryota, Metazoa, Chordata, Actinopteri, Salmoniformes, Salmonidae. Gene Ontology annotation, molecular function: protein binding.